ACCUCUUAUCCACUCGGUACUCCUGAAGCAACCACACAUCAAGGAAAGCUUCAAUCGACAAUGGCGACCUCAAACCCUCUCUUCUCAUCGCCACUCCCUCUUUCACCACUCAGACCUCACGCGCCGCGGCUCCUCACUCUAUCCUUCACCACCAAAGCAACCUCCGAAGACGAUCCCUCUCCCACCUCUGAAUCAUCAGAGACUGAGAGCUUCGAUGACCGUCUCUCGCAGGUCCGGCUGCGUUACCGGAGUGGCACAGGGAAGAAAGCCGACGCCCGGAAGAGCAAGAAGUCUGGGAAGAAACCCGGCGGGAGUUCUGGAUCUGGAGCAAACAUAUACCUCCCGCCGGUGCCUUUGAAGGAGCCGAUGUCGGGUGGACUGAAGGUGGAUUUCGGGUUCAGCCCGUAUUCAGAGAGGAUCAAUGGGCGGGUGGCGGCUCUUGGGUUGUCGGCGUUGGUGUUGGUGGAGCUGGCGACGGGAGAGAGUGUGAUAAAAUACCAUACACCGUCGAUAAUAUUUAUUCAGGUGUAUUUUGUGGCGGCCAUGACGGCCUUAUAUUGUAAGGUUGAAAAGGAAAAGGUCAGCGUUUGGCCACCAUCGGCCUCCGGUUAACCGGAAUACUCAGACGUGGAUGAUUUGGAAUACUUGUAUUAAAAUAUUUUGUUUUUUAAACAAUCAUAUUAUUUGUAAAAAUAAGAGAGAGUAACAACAUAUGAGAUGAUGACACAGAUUAUGAAA
Molecule: messenger RNA, 738 nt
Organism: Cynara cardunculus var. scolymus (artichoke)
Lineage: Eukaryota; Viridiplantae; Streptophyta; Magnoliopsida; Asterales; Asteraceae
Exons: 1
Coding region: 61-612 (183 amino acids)
Source: RefSeq, a predicted model, not a curated record